Brenthis ino (lesser marbled fritillary) is the source of this 285-nucleotide messenger RNA. The record is from the annotation of a GenBank genome assembly. NCBI's taxonomy places the organism in Eukaryota, Metazoa, Arthropoda, Insecta, Lepidoptera, Nymphalidae.
AUGCUAAACAGGCUGUUAGGCAACGAGAAGAGGAAGGCGAAGGGUCUCAUCAAAAUGUUUAGUAACCGCAGACGUUGUCAUAAAUUGACUAAAUUCCCCACUGUAGAUAGCAGGGUUAAUAAUAAGACUCAAUUUCCUGUGGGGAAACAUUCGCAGGCUCACAAAGGAAACGUGAAAAAGUUCAGGUUUAAGUCUCAUACAUGGUUGGUAAACGUUUGCACUGACCAAGCAGAUGUUUGCCCUGAUUUAAGUAAGAUAAAGCGAGGCUUUGCUUGCAUCGAGCAC